AUGGCCCCGCACAGAGCGGUGCGGCUGUCCCUGAAGAAGCCCACCUAUGCCGUGUGUGUGGUAGGAGUCGAGAUGUACGUGGAUAUUCACAGCGACGUGCCCCAGGAUGCCGAGAGCUUCGCGGUUUCUGGGAGCUCCGGCGUGGAGGUUUCCAUGGCCUAUGACCCAGCACGGGUGACAGUGCCCCCAGGCAAGACCCGCUGGCCCCUGGACGCCAAUGUGGACGUGACCAUAUCCGUGGACGCCGCCAGUAAGGACUUACACGAUUUCAAGGUGAAGGUCUCCUACUUCGGGCAGCAGGAGGCUGGUGCCCUGGGCCACAGCGUGCUCUACCUCACCGGUGUCGACAUCUCCCUGGACGUCGACACGGGUCGUACAGGCAAGCUGAAGAGGAGCCAUGGCGACAAGAAAACCUGGCGCUGGGGCCCUGAGGGCUAUGGGGCUGUCCUGCUGGUGAACUGUGACCGGGACAGUGCCGUGUCCGGGGGGCCCGACCUCACCAGCAGCCAGCUGGCGUCACUGGAUGACUUGCAGGACAUGUCCCCCAUGGUGCUGAGCUGCGACGGCCCAGACAGCCUCUUCGACAGCCACAAGCUGGUCUUGGAUGUGCCGUUUUCCGAUUCCAAAAGAGUGGGGGUCUUCUGUGCCAGGGGUGGGCAUUCCCUCGAGGACUACAAGCAGGUGCUGGGGCCUCAGCGUCUGUCCUACGAAGUAGAGCGGCAGCCAGGGGAGCGGAAGAUCAGCUUCUUUGUGGAGGGACUCGCCUUCCCCGAUGCUGACUUCUCGGGGCUCGUCUCCCUCAGUGUCAGCCUGGUGGACAUGGGGACCCUGCCUGAGGUGCCCCUCUUCACAGACACCGUGGUCUUCCGCGUGGCCCCCUGGAUCAUGACCCCCAACACCCAGCCCCCCCUGGAGCUGUAUGUGUGCAGUGUGGUAGACUCUCAUGGCUCAAAUAAGAAAUUUCUGGAAGACAUGUCUGACCUCGCAUUGAAAGCCAGCUGUAAGCUGAUCGUCUGCCCGCGGAUUGAAAAUAGAAAUGACCGCUGGAUCCAGGACGAGAUGGAGUUUGGCUACACCACAGCCCCUCACAAGUCCUUCCCGGUGGUCUUUGACUCCCCCCGAAACAGAGGCCUGAAGGAUUUCCCCUACAAGCGGAUCCUGGGUCCCGACUUUGGAUAUGUAACCCGGGAGAUCAAGUUCGCGGGCGCCUCCAGCCUUGACUCUUUCGGCAACCUGGACGUCAGCCCGCCCGUCACGGUGGGCGGCAAGGAGUACCCGCUGGGCCGGAUCCUCAUCGGCGGCAGCUUCCCCAGGUCCGGUGGGAAGCGGAUGGCCAAGGUGGUGCGGGACUUCCUCCAGGCCCAGCAGGUGCAAGCGCCCUUGGAGCUCUAUUCCGAUUGGCUCUCUGUGGGCCAUGUGGACGAAUUCCUGAGCUUUGUGCCCACCUCUGACCAAAAGGGUUUCCGGCUGCUCCUGGCCAGCCCCAGUGCUUGCCUCAAGCUGUUCCAAGAGAAGAAAGAGGAGGGGUACGGGGAGGCAGCCCAGUUUGACGGACUAAGACACCAAGUGAGUAUAAGCAUUAAUGAGAUGCUGGCCAACAGUCGCCUCAGGAGGGACAGUCUAUACGUACAGAAAUGCAUCGACUGGAACCGGGAGGUGCUGAAGCGGGAGCUGGGCCUGACCGAGCGGGACAUCGUGGACAUCCCCCAGCUCUUCUCCCUGAAGGGCUCCCAUGCAGAAGCCUUCUUCCCUGACAUGGUCAACAUGGUGGUCUUGGGCAAACACCUGGGCAUCCCCAAGCCCUUCGGGCCCAUCAUCAACGGCCGCUGCUGCCUGGAAGAGAAGGUGCGGUCCCUGCUGGAGCCGCUGGGCCUCCACUGUAUCUUCAUCGACGACUAUUUGUCAUACCACCAGCUGCUCGGGGAGAUCCACUGCGGCACCAACGUGCGCCGGCAGCCCUUCUCCUUCAAGUGGUGGCACAUGGUGCCCUGA
Messenger RNA from Hyaena hyaena (striped hyena), 1992 nucleotides. It is a transcript of the gene PADI1, whose product is annotated as peptidyl arginine deiminase 1. NCBI's taxonomy places the organism in Eukaryota, Metazoa, Chordata, Mammalia, Carnivora, Hyaenidae. Gene Ontology annotation, molecular function: calcium ion binding; protein-arginine deiminase activity. Gene Ontology annotation, cellular component: cytoplasm. The transcript has 16 exons. Bases 1 to 1992 code for a protein of 663 amino acids. The record is from RefSeq and is a predicted model, not a curated record.